Molecule: messenger RNA, 705 nt
Organism: Clonostachys byssicola
Lineage: Eukaryota; Fungi; Ascomycota; Sordariomycetes; Hypocreales; Bionectriaceae
Source: the annotation of a GenBank genome assembly
AUGAACCAAGACAGCAGGCUUCUUUCUUUUGACAAUGGGGAAGAUGGCCCUCUCAAACACUGCCCCGUGCAGGCCGACCUUGCGGUUCAGUCUCCAGACUAUGACGUCGACAGCCAUGAUAGCCCUCUUGUCUUGGGCUGUAUUUUGGCUCUCCCGGUGGUUCCUUUCAAUGCCCUAAAUGCCGGUCAGCAUGGUCUUCCAUAUCUAAGCUUACGACAACAUAUUGCAACUGGAUGCCCUUCGACGGAAGCUUACAGCUUUGCUCAUAGACAUGUUGAGCCCGGAUUCUCCUCCGAUGGUGACUUCGGACCCAAGAUGAGAGCCACAACCGAUAAAAUCACAACUUACUAUCUCGAAAGCGAUGGGUCAGAUGAAUUCUUUGAACGAGCCGUUGGUACUGAACCAGUCAAAAGUUGGCUUGAAGGCAAGGAAAUGACUGAACUAUAUAUGGUUGAUCGUGUUCAAGUGGCCAAAGGCCUUGAGAUUUCUCAUUUGACGGAAGUUCAUCUAAAAUCAAACUUGGGUCCCGAUGUGAAGCAUAUCCUCGUUCCCAAGCUAGACAAACAGGCUAUUGUUGGAUAUGGGCUUCGGAAGUACAGCCUUUGUCGUGCUGGUGGACAAUUCGGCACUGGUGGUGAUUGGAUUAUUACACCAGGAAGGGUGUAUUUCGAUCCCAAUGGCGGUGUUGCGAACUUGGAUAAGUAA